GGGGCCGGCCUCACACUGGAGCGGCGGCGGCGGCGGCAGGAUGAGCGCAGGCCCGGACCCCGUGGUUAUCGUCUCGGCGGCGCGGACCGCCAUCGGCUCCUUCAAUGGCUCCUUAUCUACUGUUCCUGUCCAUGACUUGGGUGCGGUUGUCAUCAAAGAAGUCCUGAAGAGGGCUAGUGUGGCUCCAGCUGAGGUGUCUGAGGUCAUAUUUGGACAUGUUUUAACAGCAGGUUGUGGGCAGAAUCCUGUUCGACAAGCCAGUGUGGGAGCAGGAAUCCCCUACCUUGUUCCGGCUUGGAGCUGCCAGAUGAUCUGUGGGUCAGGCCUGAAAGCUGUGUGCCUUGCAGCCCAGUCAAUCGGGGUAGGAGACUCCAGCAUUGUGGUUGCAGGAGGCAUGGAAAAUAUGAGCAAGGCUCCUCAUCUGGUUCACUUGAGAACAGGAGUCAGGCUAGGUGAGACGCCUCUGACUGACAGUAUACUCUGUGACGGUCUUACAGAUGCAUUUCACGACUAUCACAUGGGUGUUACAGCUGAAAAUGUAGCCAAAAAAUGGCAAGUGAGUAGAGAAGAUCAAGACAAGUUGGCAGUUCUGUCCCAAAACAGGACAGAGAAUGCACAGAAGGCUGGCCACUUUAACAAAGAGAUUGUGCCAGUGUUUGUCUCCUCAAGAAAAGGUCUUACUGAAGUUAAAGUAGAUGAAUUUCCUCGACCGGGGAGCAACAUGGAGGCAGUAUCCAAGCUCAAGCCCUACUUUAUUACAGAUGGAACAGGCACUGUUACUCCAGCUAAUGCUUCAGGAAUGAAUGAUGGUGCCGCUGCUGUGGUCCUUAUGAGUAAGUCCACAGCUGUCAAUCGUGGACUGGCACCUUUAGCAGAGAUAGUUUCUUGGUCACAAGUAGGUGUAGACCCUUCUGUUAUGGGAACAGGACCAAUCCCAGCAAUACGGCAAGCUGUCUCGAAAGCUGGCUGGUCACUGGAGGAUGUUGAUACCUUUGAAGUCAAUGAAGCCUUUGCAGUCUUCUCUGUAGUAAUAGCUAAAGAGCUGGGAUUAAGCCCAGAAAAGAUCAACAUCCAAGGUGGGGCCAUAGCCUUGGGUCACCCCCUUGGGGCAUCUGGUUGUCGGAUUCUUGUGACACUGUUACACACCCUGGAGAGAACCGGUGGGCGGCGUGGAGUUGCUGCCCUGUGCAUUGGUGGGGGGAUGGGUAUAGCAAUGUGUGUUCAGAGAGGAUGAAACUUGUUUUUAACCUCACCUACCUGUGUAAACAGAUCCAACAACCACCCAAGGCAUGACAGCAUUAUAAUUUUAAUGUGAACCUAAUACUUGACCAGUGCAUCUAACAAAUUUAUAAAUAAAGAAAGCACAUCAGCCAUCAA
Messenger RNA from Echinops telfairi (small Madagascar hedgehog), 1377 nucleotides. RefSeq names its product acetyl-CoA acetyltransferase 2 (gene ACAT2). NCBI's taxonomy places the organism in Eukaryota, Metazoa, Chordata, Mammalia, Afrosoricida, Tenrecidae. Gene Ontology annotation, biological process: fatty acid beta-oxidation. Gene Ontology annotation, molecular function: acetyl-CoA C-acetyltransferase activity. The record is from RefSeq and is a predicted model, not a curated record. The transcript has 9 exons. Bases 41 to 1234 code for a protein of 397 amino acids.